Messenger RNA from Solanum pennellii, 417 nucleotides. RefSeq lists its product as uncharacterized. The transcript has 2 exons. NCBI's taxonomy places the organism in Eukaryota, Viridiplantae, Streptophyta, Magnoliopsida, Solanales, Solanaceae. The record is from RefSeq and is a predicted model, not a curated record. Bases 1 to 417 code for a protein of 138 amino acids.
AUGAGGAAAACGGUUGACAAACACCGAGGAUGGCAUGAUAUGUGGCCAUAUGCUUUAUUGGGUUAUCGAACGACUGUCAGAACAUCGACUGGAGCUACUCUCAAAUGGAUUGAUCAACUAACUUUGAUUGAUGAGAAUAGAAUGGUUGCUGUCUUUCAUGGUCAGUUGUAUAGACAGAGAAUGAUUCGUGCCUUUCACAAGAGAGUAAGAGCUAGAAUUUUUGAAGCUGGUCAGUUUGUUCUUAAGCGUAUUUUUUCUCAUCAAGACGAGUACAAAGGAAAGUUUGCACUGAACCGGCAAGGUCCUUACAUGGUUCGUAAAGUAUUAUCUGGAGGUGCCUUUGUCCUGUCGGAGAUGGAUGACACCGUAUGGCCGAAACCGAUCAACUCAGAUGCCGUCAAGAGAUACUACGUGUGA